Molecule: messenger RNA, 1170 nt
Organism: Kluyveromyces lactis
Lineage: Eukaryota; Fungi; Ascomycota; Saccharomycetes; Saccharomycetales; Saccharomycetaceae
Gene: URE2
Product: glutathione peroxidase
Exons: 1
Coding region: 1-1170 (389 amino acids)
Biological process (GO): regulation of nitrogen utilization
Molecular function (GO): transcription corepressor activity
Source: RefSeq, a predicted model, not a curated record
AUGCAACAAGAUAUGCAAAAUGGUGGACCAGGGAACACCAUCUCCAAUCUAUCUUCGGCGCUUCGUCAAGUGAAUCUGGGCAACAGUAACACCACCACUGAUCAGAGUAAUAUUUCCAUUGAUUUCAAUCAGCAACAGUUAUUGGAAGAAGCGAACCAAGGUUCCAUUAACGCUUAUAACGCUCAGCAGCAACAGCAAGAACAUCUACAACAACAAGCACAGCAACAACAGUUACAUAUGCAACAACUGCAGCAAGCGCAACAGCAACAGGCACAGCAACAAGCACAUCAGCAACAACAGCAAGUACAUCAGGUUCAACACCAACAUGUACAGCAAGACCACAUGCCAAUAGGACAGUCACAACAGCAAGCGAUGUAUCAGGGUCCAAAUCCGAUUGACAGCUCUAGAAUUACUAAGUUUUUUCAGAAUCAACCUAUGGAAGGUUACACUCUAUUCUCGCAUAGAUCGGCACCGAAUGGGUUCAAAGUGGCAAUUGUAUUAAGCGAAUUAAAUAUGCAUUACAACACAAUCUUUUUAGAUUUCAACCUUGGAGAGCAUAGGGCACCUGAAUUUGUUGCCAUAAAUCCGAAUGCUCGAGUCCCUGCCCUCAUUGAUCAUAACAUGGAAAACUUAUCGAUUUGGGAAUCAGGUGCAAUAAUUCUCCACGUUGUAAAUAAGCACUACAAGGAAACAGGCAAUCCAUUGCUUUGGUCUGACAGUCUUGCAGAUCAAGCUCAAAUAAAUGCGUGGUUGUUCUUUCAAACAUCAGGUCACGCUCCUAUGAUUGGACAGGCAUUGCAUUUCAGAUACUUCCAUUCCCAAAAGGUAAAGAGUGCUGUUGAUCGGUAUACCGACGAGGUUAGAAGAGUAUAUGGUGUGGUGGAAAUGGCAUUGGCCGAAAGAAGAGAAGCCUUGAUCAUGGAUCUAGAUUCAGAGAAUGCGGCUGCCUACAGCGCAGGUACUACUCCUUUAUCUCAAAGUAGAUUCUUUGAUUAUCCUGUAUGGCUUGUUGGUGACAAAAUCACUGUGGCAGAUUUAUCAUUUGUACCAUGGAAUAAUGUUGUGGAUAGAAUCGGAAUUAACAUCAAAGUCGAAUUCCCAGAAGUCUACAAAUGGACUAAACACAUGAUGAGAAGACCGGCAGUUAUUAAAGCAUUACGCGGAGAGUAG